This is a messenger RNA of Beta vulgaris subsp. vulgaris (sugar beet), 1332 nucleotides long. RefSeq lists its product as uncharacterized. The record is from RefSeq and is a predicted model, not a curated record. The transcript has 10 exons. The coding region runs from base 1 to 1332 and encodes 443 amino acids. Gene Ontology annotation, biological process: DNA recombination; DNA replication; DNA repair. NCBI's taxonomy places the organism in Eukaryota, Viridiplantae, Streptophyta, Magnoliopsida, Caryophyllales, Amaranthaceae. Gene Ontology annotation, molecular function: DNA binding. Gene Ontology annotation, cellular component: nucleus.
AUGGCUUUUGAAAAUCAAAAUGAGAAGAAAAUAGUUUCUAUUAGUGAAAUUGUUAAAGGGAUGAAAUUAUGCACUAUUAAGGUCCGAAUUAUUAGGGUUUGGGAGAGACCUAAUUUUAAAAAUCAGCUUGAAACAGAAAGCAUUGAAAUGGUUUUAAUGAACGUUGAGGGUAGUAAGAUUCAAGCCAACUGUCGGAGAGGACUAAUUAUGCAAUUUACGCCAAGUAUUAAAGAGGGUGAAUUUGAACAAAUUUCGAAUUUUUUGGUUCGGGAUAAUGGUGCUCUGGAAAAGUCAAAAAACCAUAAUUGUGUAAUAUCACUGAAUUAUGGAUCAAAAAUUGAGGAAUGUCAAGUUCUUGAUAUUCCAGAGUUUGGAUUCACUUUUGCUAAAUUUGAUGAUAUUAUAACAAAGCAGUUACCGGAUAUGUAUUAUAUUGAUGUCAUUCGACAACUCACUGGAUAUAGUGGUAUUACUGAGACGGCUAAAUCUAGAAUGAUGACUAUUGAGUUGGUUGAUACAUACUUCCCAGAAAGUAAUCAACAAAAGAGUGGACAGUUGACCCAAUUGUCUAAUGACACGAACGACUUUUUAAAGGAGGAAUCUAGCAAGGAUGUAUCCGAUUUGCUUGAGAUGAAUAAGGCUAGAAUAUGUGUUUGCUUGGCAGUUAUAGAAGAUAUUAAUAUUCAAUACAGUUGGUACUAUGAUGCUUGCAAAAGAUGUAAUAGUAGAUUGGUUAAAGAAGGGGAUGUAACUCGAUGUAGGAAGGACAAUCAUGUUGUGAAAUCUACCAUCCCGAGGUUCAAGAUCAAAUUCAUCGUAUCAGACAAGACUGCAGAUGCUUCUUUCUUAAUGUUUGAUAUAGAAGUAUCUAAAUUGGUUGGUAAGACAGCCAAAGAAAUACUUGACUUGCAAGACAAGGAUGCUAUUGAAACUACAUUUCCAGAAGAAUUCAAGUUUUUCCUUGGCAAAAGAUAUUUGUUUAAAGUGAAGGUUCCAUAUAACAAUGCAGUAGAUGAAAAUUCGACAUACACCGUUGUAAGCACAACUAAUGAUAUUAGUGUUAUCGAUAAAUGGAUGGGACUGUAUAUAAAGAUUGAGGAUUAUGUUGAGAAGAUGGAUUGUUUGUUUAUUCGAUGUUUAGAGUGCAACAAUCUUGAGGCUAUUGUUCGAGUUGGAAUGGUACAAUUUUUUACUCAAUCGAAGAUAGAAGAUGGUAUUGCAUGUUUUGAGAAAGCAUCAAAUGAAGGAUAUUUAGUGAGUCUUCGCUAUCUCUACAUGAUUGCUUGUCUAAAGGAAUUGAACAACGCGCUGCAAUGCACAAAAGGAAAAUAA